Molecule: messenger RNA, 2623 nt
Organism: Myripristis murdjan (pinecone soldierfish)
Lineage: Eukaryota; Metazoa; Chordata; Actinopteri; Holocentriformes; Holocentridae
Gene: vstm2b
Product: V-set and transmembrane domain containing 2B
Exons: 5
Coding region: 573-1406 (277 amino acids)
Cellular component (GO): membrane
Source: RefSeq, a predicted model, not a curated record
AGGUCGGUGCCGAGCAGACGAGAGGAACCGCGGACACGGACACACCAACUCCCGGCUCUUCUCCUCAAUAAUUCCUGAUACUUGGCACACUGAAUCGCGGAAAACUUGUCCUCCGCCACCGACGGGGCUGUUGCUGUUGCAGGGCGCGUACACAGAGGAACGGUUAUGUGAUGGGUCUUGGAGCGGUGCCCGGGAGAGCUUUCCUUCGCCAGGGAAGCGGGAUGAUGAGCAGGUUUCUGUCGUCGACCUGGAAGUUUGGUUUCUACUUAACGACGACGCACAACGGGAAAUAAAGGAGUUGCCAUUCUCUAAAGGGGGAUGAAAUUACCAACCACGCUGAUUUGCUGCAGUAUUACUAGUAUAAUUCAUUUUUUCUGCGCUCACGUGGGGUAUUAAUUAUGUUUCAUCGCACCAUCGGAUUGUACAUGUUGCCUGGCUGAUUUAACGGCGGCUGGAUUGUGGUUAUUUGCCCAUAUUUGGAGUUGUUUGAAUAGGCAGUUAACAGGACGGUACACAUCCAGGUCAAAUGACCGUCUAAUGCCCCUGCUGAGUCUGACUAGCCUUACUGUGACAUGGAAAAAACAGGACUCUACAGCCUUCUUUAUUACUUUCUUCUCAAUUCGCCCUUUAUCGUUUGUAUAAAUGCUUCAUUUACUGAAGUCCCUAAAGAUGUGAGUGUCGGGGAGGGAGAGGAUGUGGAGAUGCCCUGCGCCUUCAAGGCUGUCGGUUCGGCACCCAUGUCUCUGGAGAUCCAGUGGUGGUACCUGAAGGAGGCUGUGCCUAAAGAGCUGCCUCACGAGCUGCAGAUCAGCGCCCCGGCCAACAGAGCCAAGGGUGCUCCAAAAGAAGCCACAAAAAUAAGCACUGUGCGGGUUCAGGGCAAUGCCAUCUCCCACCGCCUCAGCCUGUCCAAGGUGAAGAAGGAGGAUGAGGGGGUAUACGAGUGCCGUGUGUCUGACCUGUGGGCUGAUGAGACUCAGGAAUUUACAGUUCAGGCCACGCUGCAUGUUACACCAGGCGAUGGCAUGGUCGCUGAGGAAGCCGUGUCACACAUCCAGAACCGCUGGCCAAUGAGGAAUAACAACCCAGCACUGAGUGGCGGGGGGAGAGCAACCUCUGAGCCUGGCCAGGGUCAGGGCUUUGGCCAGGGUGGGGAGGCAGGAGGUCAAAGGUCAGGGCAGGGGAAAUCUCGGGUGCCUCAGCAGGCUGGACCUGGCCUCCUCCCGUCCAGCACAUCCACCACCACUUCAGUGGCCAAGUCCUCGGCAUCACCGCUGCCAGGGAACGCAGCCAUCCUCCGGCAGCAGCAUGGAGCUGGUUGUGGCGUGAUGAGCACCAUGGAUCCCCUCCUCUUCAUCACUCUCCUUUUCCUGCAUAAGCUCCUCCCCUUCCUGUUGGCCCACUGAAGAGACUUCAACCAAACUAUGAUGACCUGCAACGCUCUCACUUUAUGUACCAAACAAAACCCAAGUAACAGUCAGUCAGUACCGACCAAGGGAUAUAGGAUCAUAUUAAAUAGAUGCAUAUGGUUGCAACACGUCACCGCAGCAAGUGAACGCAAUGCAAAAAAAUGAAGGAGACAAAGUCCGAGGUCAAUGAAUGAGAAAAAGAGACUAAAAAGAUGGAGAAUGACGCUCCUCAGACUUAACUGACUGAAACAAGAGGAGCAGAGUAACAGUGUGUGACUGUUGAAAGGGCACAUAAUGUGGAGAAGAGGAGUCUGCUGUUUGUGAAUAGGAGCGUCACUACUGAUCGACACACAGCCUAAAUACAGUGUGGCCACUUGAAGUGCUGCCUCUACUCUGCAUUGCAUCUACUUCACGCAUGGCCCUCCUCUCUUUAUUAUAAAGCAGAUAUCACUUUCCUGAUCUCACUAUCAUGUUUAUUUUACAGCUUUCCAGGGUGAUAUCUGUUCAUGUGACAACACAAAUCAUUUUAAUGCCACCUCUGCUUUUGAUUUCACUAUAAUCAGUUCCAUUUGUUUCAUGGAAUAUAUCCAGUAUUCAUGUUUUGUUUUUGGUUUUUUUGUUUAUUUUUUUGUUAGUUUUUUUGGUCUCUCUGUUUUUCCCCCAGGACAGGGGGGCAGUAUGGAGGUUUGAUCUGCAUGAGCUGUUGAACGUUUACAUAAUUUACAGUAGCCAUGUUGUUCAGCAUCCACGUCAGUCCUAAACCAGGAAUCUUCAUGUCACAGAGCCAACCUUUAUCCACACAGUGUGUGAGUCUAUGUUGUUCCCUCCAUAUCUAAACACACACACACACACACACACACACACACACACACACACAUACACACAUAUACACACACAUUCAGUACAUGCACACGUACAUAUGCACACACACACACACGCACACACACACACACACACACACACACUUUUCUGUUCUAAAAGAUGUGUUCCAUCAUGUAAUCAACAAAUAAGCUGAUAUAUUUUGAUUAAGAUAAGGCACACCUUACCAUUGUUGUUGUUAGUCACCUCCAAUAAUGUUUAUUUUUAUUAAAGAUAUGGUGAUCAAAGUGAGACAUUCAUUUAUAUGAGACAAAAAAGAGAACUUAUUGGCAUCUUGCCAAUAGCAGUUGAACAAAGGUUGUUGUUUUUGUAAUAAAAGAUAGAUUUGAAAGGUG